AUGGCGACUGUUAAAGAGCGGCUCAUAAACUUACUGAAGGACCUGUCCAGAGAUGAUCUGAAGGAGUUUCAGUGGCACUUAGAAAACGAUCAUGUGUGUAUAUCAAAGUAUGAAAUGGAGAAUGCAGAUAUGUUUAAAACAGUGGAUAAGAUGGUGGACUGUUUUGGACCAGAAAAAGCUGUAAAGACCAUGGUCGGCAUCCUGAGGAAGAUGAACCACAAUCAUCUGGCUAAGCAGCUGGUUAUGCCAGAUGACAGUAUUGAUUACACAGACACCAGCCACAGACUGAAGAACAAAUUAAAUAACGACUACAACCGGAUAUUGGUCGGAAAUUCUCACACGGGUCACCGGGAAUACCUGAACGAUAUUUACACUGAUUUAUAUGUGGUGGAGAAUGAGACUGGAGGAAGAGUGAACGAUCACGAGGUGAUACAGAUCCAAUCAAAUCACAGCCGAUUGACUGCCAAGGAGAUGCCAAUCAAGUGCAAAGACAUGUUUAAAGUCCAGUCUGACACGGGUCGACAAAACAGAAAAGUGCUGACAAUGGGGAUCACAGGAGGGGGAAAAACGUUCUCUGUUAAUAAAUUCAUCCUUGACUGGGCUGAAGGAAAAGAAAAUCGUGAUAUAGUCUUCAUAUUUCCACUUCCAUUCCGUAGACUGAAUUUGAUUAAAAAAGAGUACAGUCUCAUAGGACUGCUUAACAAAUACUUCUUUAACAGUCCUGAAGAACUGACCUCUCUUCCUGACGAUGAUGGUAAGGUCAUGUUCAUCUUUGAUGGGCUGGAUGAAUGUCGCUUCCCUUUGAUCUUUCAAGAGGAUGACAGCUUUACAGAUAUUUAUGAAAAAACAGCAGUGAGUAACAUAAUAACAAACCUGAUCAAGAGACAUCUGGUUCCCUCUGCUCGCAUCUGGAUCACAUCCAGACCAGCAGCAGCCAGUCUGAUACCCCGAGACUACAUCGAUCAGGUGACCGAGGUGCAAGGAUUCAACAAUGAGGAGAAAGAGGAAUUCUUCAACAAAAACAGUCCUGAGCUUGCUGGAAACAUCAUUCAUCACAUCAGGAAAUCCAGGAGUCUGUACAUCAUGUGCCACAUCCCCAUCUUCUGCUGGAUCUCUCUCACUGUUCUUGAGCCUCUACUGGCUCGAAAGAGCAAUGACAGAAUACCCACAACUCUGACAGGCAUGUACACAAACUUCUUACUUACUCAGCAACAACAGAUGGAAAAAAAAUACAGUGAUAAUUCUUUUGAAGAGAUUAUUCUGAAGCUUGGGAAACUGGCCUUUCAACAGCUGGAGAAAGGAAAUCUGAUUUUCUACAGAGAAGAUCUUGAGGAGUGUGGACUGGAUGUAAGUGAAGCAUCAGUGUACUCUGGGUUAUGCACUCAGAUGUUUCAGGAGGAAAAGGUUCCUACAAGAAACGUUUACAGCUUUGUACAUCUCAGCAUCCAGGAAUUCCUUGCUGCUCUCUAUGUGUUUUUGAUUAACAAAGACAAGAAAGCCAAUCCAUUUCUUGAAUCCUGGAAAAAGAAACUGUCAUGGAAAGUGUCCAAAAAGACACUGUUUAAACUUCAUAAGGCUGCAGUUAAGAAGGCUUUACAAAGUGAGAACGGACACUUGGACCUUUUCCUCCGGUUCCUCCUGGGUCUCUCACUGGAGUCCAAUCAGAGUUACCUGAAGGAGAUAGUACCAGGACUGAAGCUCAAAGCAGAGAGUGUCAAAGACACCGCUGACUAUAUCAAAAAGACUAUAGAGAAGGAGGAAUCAGUAGAGAGGACCAUCAAUCUCUUCCACUGUUUGAGUGAACUGAAAGAUGACUUUGUGGAGGAAAUACAGAAGAAUCUGCUCUCAGGAAAUCUUUCAGCUCAGAAUCUCUCCUCUGCUCAGUGGUCGGCUCUGGUGUUUGUGCUCCAGAUGUCGGAAGAGACUCAAGAGAAGUUUGAACUGCAGAAAUACAGAAGAUCUGAUGACGCACCGAUGAGACUGCUGCCAGUGAUCAAAAACACCAGAAGAGCACUGUAA
Messenger RNA from Sinocyclocheilus anshuiensis, 2019 nucleotides. Its product is annotated as protein NLRC3-like. The transcript is spliced from 2 exons. Bases 1 to 2019 code for a protein of 672 amino acids. Lineage: Eukaryota; Metazoa; Chordata; Actinopteri; Cypriniformes; Cyprinidae. The record is from RefSeq and is a predicted model, not a curated record.